This is a messenger RNA of Talpa occidentalis (Iberian mole), 1558 nucleotides long. It is a transcript of the gene MORN3, whose product is annotated as MORN repeat containing 3. The coding region runs from base 202 to 927 and encodes 241 amino acids. The record is from RefSeq and is a predicted model, not a curated record. The transcript is spliced from 5 exons. Lineage: Eukaryota; Metazoa; Chordata; Mammalia; Eulipotyphla; Talpidae.
GCCAGGGAGGGAAGCCGAGGGCCAGUCCAGCACAAAGGAUAUCACCAGGGCUGCUCACCCUCCUGGGGACUGAGAACACAUGACUCACCCCACCUGAGCUCAGACAGGGGUUCCGGGGGAUGCCCCGGGAUCUAGGCAUUACGUGCCCACUGAGCCCAAUGCCCCUGCGCCCCCGCCUGUGGCUCCGCAGGAGCAGCCAGCAUGCCUCUCUCCAAGCACCCGCAGAAGGCGCAGCCCUGGUGGAAGGAGUGGGACCGCAAGGCCCAGAAGAGCGGACUGAGGCACCAGGUGUACGCCACCAACGGCGACUGCUACGUGGGCGAGUGGAAGGACAACCUGAAGCACGGAAAAGGAACACAAAUCUGGAAGAAGAAAGGAGUCAUCUAUGAGGGAGACUGGAAGUUUGGGAAACGAGAUGGCUAUGGCACCCUCAGCGUUCCAGACCCGGAGACAGGAAAGUACGUGAGAGUGUACUCAGGCUGGUGGAAAGGCGAUAAGAAAUCGGGUUAUGGGGUCCAGUUUUUUGGGGCGAAGGAGUAUUACGAGGGUGAGUGGUGCGGCAACCAGCGCAGUGGAUGGGGCCGCAUGUACUACAGCAACGGGGACAUCUUCGAAGGCCAGUGGCUGAACGACAAGCCAGACGGGGCGGGCAUGUUGCGUCAGAAGAAUGGGAACCGCUACGAGGGCUCCUGGGAGAGAGGCAUGAAGAACGGGUCGGGGCGUUUCUUCCAUCUGGACCAUGGUCAGCUCUUUGAAGGCUUCUGGGUGGACGAUGUGGCCAAGUGUGGCACCAUGAUUGACUUUGGCCGUGAUGAGGCCCCUGAGCCCACCCAGUUCCCUAUUCCUCAGGUCAAACUGCUGGACCCUGACGGUGUGCUGGAAGAAGCCAUGGCCAUGUUUAAGAAGACAGAGAAAGAAAGAGAUUGAUGCCAGGUGAGGGGCGGGCACACGGCCACCCUCUGACUUGGUCAAGGCAGCUCCUAGCCCUGGAGUCCUUUGGCCAAGGGCAGUAGCAGAGGGGGAGUCUUGCCUCCUGGAGCACGCAGCUGGUCCACUUGGCUCUCGUCCUUUCAAAACUCGCUUCCCAGUUUGUUCCAGAGCUGCCCAAUCUGCCCAUGUGCACCUGGGCUUAUGGGUGGAACACCGGCUCAGAGCCAGGGGCACGUUCUUUCCUGGAUGCCCUUGACAGCUGUCCAGCCCCAACCCCUCCUGAGUGUGGGUAUAUGUGGGCUUCCAGGAGAGUAUCGGUAUAGCACCGCCCCUAGCCCUAGCAGAGAGAGCCCCAAAGCAUCAGGAGUCAUGGGACUCACCCAACCGCUCAGACCAGUGUGGCUCCCGCGAGAGCAGCUGGUGGUGGCAGCGACUCCGGGCACACCCUCAGUGCCCUCCGAGGGCACAUCACCCUCCAGUACUGGCCCAUUUGCCAAUAUGGUUUCAGUGGCUUUCCCCACCAUGGCCUUGGGGACCUCGUUACCGCCAUCAUUCUAGGACUCCACUCCAAGUGUGUGAGAAUAAAGGAGAACCCGGUGGCAUUCGCCUGGGCCUGUGGGGCCAGAUC